CAAAUGCAUGACGGAUCAUGGUCACUGCGUCCGGCCCUACAGGGAUCCUAGCGGGACGCCCUACUGCAUCAACGGCACAGUCACAGCAGCAAAAUGGCACUCACGAUUCACAAAAUAAUCGAACAAUCGAUGAUGAUGAUAGACGUAGACACGAGUCUGAUUUAUAUGUCAGACCGAGUUGGGCUGAUGCAGAAAUUGCAUUGGAUCAAAUCCUUAAGGGGAAGGCUGAGGGUCAAAGGGCAUCCGUUUGGAUACGUGGCAAGCUGCAGGACGAGUUGAAUCAAUUGGGAUAUUUUACUCAGAGGCACUCCGGCAAAGUACUAUUUGUAGCAGUAUUAUUGUUGGCGACAUUUUGCAUUGCACUCAAGUCCAUUCAAGUGCAUAGCAAAGUAGAACAACUUUGGAUUCAAGAUGGAGGGAGACUGCAGAAAGAACUGACAUACGUAUCAGAGGCUCUCGGUGAAUCAGCAAUCUCUAUUCAUCAGCUCAAUCAGCUCGUAAUACAAACGCCGCGGCACUCCGGGGGAAAGAUGUUGCAUUCAGCUGCGCUGAAGGACCACUUAGCAAUGUUGAAGAGUGCAACGCAGGUUACUAUCGAUAUGUAUGAAACCACGUGGGGUCUCAAGGAAUUGUGUCAUGGACCAAGUAUACCGAAUCUUGAUCUUGAAAACAGCAUUAACCAGAUUUUUGAGAAAAUUAUACCCUGUGCCAUUAUUACGCCGCUGGACUGCUUUUGGGAAGGGAGCAAACUCAUGGAUAACACUGUUCAUAUUCCAUACAAUUCGAAGCCACUCGAGUGGACUAGUCUCAACCCAUCCGCUCUCUUGGAGCAGAUGAAGGAGUUUCAUAUCACCUUUCCAUUCAAAACCCUCGAGGACUACAUGAAGCGAGCUGGAAUAACGAAUGGCUAUCAAAGUAAACCCUGCCUUGAUCCGUACGAUCCUGAGUGUCCGAGUACCGCGCCAAACAAGAAUUCACGCCAGCUCCCAGACAUCGGGUAUGAACUGACAGGUGGGUGCUACGGUUACGCCGCAAAUUACAUGCAUUGGCCAGAAGAACUCGUCGUCGGUGGUGGUGAGCACAAUGAAAAUGGUUACUUGAGGCGAGCUGCAGCUCUUCAAUCGGUUGUUCAGUUGAUGGGUGAACAUGAAUUCUACAAUUACUACAGAAAUCAUAUGAAAACAGAGCGGAUCGAAUGGACAGUGGACAAAGCAUCUCUCAUUAUGGAAAGCUGGCAACGUGCAUUCAGUGAUCAAGUGAAACGACAUUUAAAUUCAUCCGGCGCCUCUGCCCUUUACAAUUCGUAUACAUUCAGCACAAUAACGAUGAACGAUAUUUUGGGAAAAUAUAGUCAAUUUUCGAUGACGAAUAUUGCAAUUGGCUGUGGCCUGAUUCUCCUCUACUCAUCAAUUGUUCUCUUGAGAUGGAAGGAUCCAGUUUACUCUCAAGCUGGAAUCGCUAUUGCCGGUGUCCUUCUUGUGUGUGCAACAGUUGCUGCAGGUCUGGGCUUUUGUGCCAUUUUGGGAAUUCCCUUUAACGCCAUUACAACUCAAAUUGUUCCAUUCCUUGCCCUGGGCCUUGGGGUUCACGACAUUUUUCUCCUAACCCACACAUACGCCGAAUUAACACCGAAGGAAGUUCCCAUUAAUCAACAAACAGGUGUGGUACUGAAAAGAACUGGAUUGUCGGUACUUCUGAAGGGAUUGAGCAAUGUCGCUGCAUUUUUCGCAGCCUCGAUCAUACCAAUUCCUGCCUUGAGAACAUUUUCUCUACAAGCUGGCGUUCUUCUUCUAUUCAACUUGGCCGCCAUGCUUCUUGUCUUCCCCGCCAUGAUCAGCAUAGAUUUGAGAAGACGAAGGUACGGAAGAUUUGAUAUAUUUUGCUGUUACGUGCCGACUCACCCGGAUGAUAGGAAUCUACCGAUUCAUCAUCGAUCUUCCGUGGUGAGAUCGAACAAGAAGGACAUUCACACGGACAUUCUUCCAAAAAGAAACGAUAGAAAUGAAUCAUGGGUUGGAGGAAGUACUCUGGAGAAUUGUGAUAAUGAUAAAUACAGUUCUGAAGAAGAUACAUUAACUGGUUGCACUCAAGAUGAAUGUCUAACGUUCUCAUUGACUCAGUUUGCAGCUAAACAUUACGCCCCAUUUGUCACUAAACCGACGACAAAAGUCUUUGGAAUUUUAAUAUUGGCUGUUGUCCUAUCGGGAAGUGUUUGGCAGGCUAUCAAGGUCGAAGAUGGCUUAGACUUGACUGAUCUGGUUCCCCAAGGCUCCGAUGAACACUCAUUUUUAACAGCUCAGACCAAGUACUUUGGAUUUUAUAACAUGUGGGCUAUUACAGGACGAGACUUUGAUUAUCCCAAUAAUCAAAAAUUGUUGCAUGAGUAUCACGAUGCAUUUAUGAGAGUCAACAGAAUAAUAAAGAAUGAUGAUGGCGGUUUGCCGAAAUUUUGGCUGGAGUACUUCAGGGAUUGGUUGAGAAAUUUGCAGAGUGCCUUUGACAAGGAUUACAGAAAUGGAUGUAUUACUCAGGAAAGAUGGUACAAAAAUGCCAGUGAUGAGGGCAUUUUGGCGUACAAAUUACUUGUACAAACUGGACAUGCUGAUAAUCCUGUUGAUAAGACCCUUCUGACACAGGUAAAAUUCGUGGACUCUGAUGGAAUUAUCAAUCCAAGAGCAUUUUAUAAUUACUUGAGUGCUUGGGUGCAUAAUGAUAUUCUGGCUUAUGAGAGCAGUCAAGCUAAUCUUCGGCCUCAACCGAGGAUUUGGAUAUUUGCCAGAGACGAUGAAGAUCUCAAGAUUCCGAAGAGUAUUCCUCUCACUUACGCACAAAUGCCUUUUUAUCUGCAUAAGUUAACGGACACCAAUGCCAUUACUGAAGUCAUCAAGAGUAUCAGGGGUAUUUGCAAGAGAUUUGAAGAAAAGGGACUCCCAAAUUUUCCAUCCGGCAUUCCUUUCAUCUUUUGGGAGUAUAUGGAUUUGAGAAGAUGCUUGGGAAUUGCUCUUAUUUCUGCACUCGGUGUUAGUGUCGUUGUGAUGGCUGUUCUUCUCUUGAAUCUGUGGGCAGCACUCCUCGUUGGAACUUCCCUUGCUGGAGUUGUAUUGCAAUUGGCAGGAAUAAUGAGAUUAAUGGGAAUGAAACUCAAUGCUGUACCUGCAGUUUUACUUGUUAUCAGUGUGGGAAUUGCUGUUCACUUCAGUGUUCACAUUUGUUUGAGUUUUAUAACAAGUGUUGGUAGCAGAGAUCGUCGAGUACGUCUUGCCCUCGAGCACAUGUUCGCCCCAAUAGUUCACAGUGCCUUAACUACAGCCCUAACAGUGAUGAUGCUGGCCUUUUCUGACUUCGAAUUCAUCGUCAGAUACUUUUUCCUGAUUCUGAUUUGUUUGAUUGGAAUUGGAACCGCCAAUGGACUAUUCUUUUUUCCCAUUCUAUUGUCAUUGGUGGGACCAUCGCCGGAAGUAAUUCCUAAUGAGCAUCCUGAUCGAAUUUCGACACCCACCCCACCGGCCUCGCCUGUUGUCAGACGAUCAAAGCCUCCUGCACCACCCAGAAGACCUCAUAAAAUAGAUAGUUCAAGAAUUCAAUCAAAACCUUCUUUAACUACAAUUUCUGAGGAACCAAAUUCACUCAACAGUACGCAGGAUUCGUGUAGUGGUCAGCCCGAGGUGAAGGUUGAAGCUACCACGACACGUGGAAAUCAGAACUGUGGCGGUUCUGAUACGAGCAGUUCUAGUCGAACAUCACCAGUGCCGUCCACAUCACAUCAUCGGUCGCAUCACACAUGGAGUGUUCAUUUCGAUAGUGACAGAGUCACAUUGGACAGUGAUCUUGUCACUGUGCAAGUUCACACCGCACCCACAAGUGGAAUGGAUCGUGGUGAAAAAUGCCGACAUUCGUCCUCAAGUAGCAGACGCUCAUCACGGUGUAGUGCAAACAUUAAUACGUCAGAGUCAUCGAGUUCGAGCUCUGAGCCGGAUACUGACAAUGUCAAUGCCAAACACUGACAAUAAUGUAUACCGGGGCGACCGGCAGCUACUGCUCAAGUACCACGCGAAGCGGGAAAAUACAGAAGGCUGACUAGGUUAAUUUUCAAAUGUAAUUUCUCUACUUCUCUUUUUUUUUACCCUCCAAAAAUUUGACAGGCUAAUGUGAGCGGUUCUUUUGAUCGUUCACUUUACUUGGGUAAUUGAAAAUUUGUAUUAUAUUAUUCGUUGUAUUAUUGGAGAAUAAUUAUGACGGUGGAAAAACAUUUGAUAUGAAAUGUCAUAUUUUUUAAGAAACUACAGUGCAAGUAUUUUUGGGGAUUUUUUUCCCUGGUAUUUCACAAAUGACUGUAAAAUUAUCUUCUUUUGUACUUAGACAACGAAAUGUAUUUUAUGCAUUCUAUGACGCACAUUUGGUGACAAUUAUCAAAAGUGCACGUGAAAAUAUGUAAAUGGACUUUUUUUAUAUUGACUCGAAAUAAUCAGAGACAUUUGAUUAGGUAAAGAGCAUCAAAUGUAUACGGGAAUUAAUGUAUUGAUUAAAAUGUUUUGUAUUGUGUCUCUUAAUGAAUUUUAUAAGACGAAUGAUUGUAUAUAGUAUUGUUUUAAUUGUUAAGAUGAGCGGGAAAUAUGAACAAAAAAAAUUGAGUUCAUUAAAAAAGACUAGUUAAAUUCGUUACCAAGUGAAUUAUUGGCUUUUUUGUGAAUUGCGAAGCCUUUGAAAUGGUUCAUUAGUCACGUGAGAAGAAAUUUGUUUUACACUUUUUAAAAGAAUGCCCUGGACAUAUCGAAAUUUUUUUCAUUCUCCUGUGAAGAAUUACUUUUCAAAAAACUUAAUGGAUUAUUUUCAAUUCAACAGCAAGAAAAAAAAAUCUGAUUAUUCAUAAUCAAGUUUUGAUUCAUUAGUUUUCGAUAUGAAAAUGUCAAUUUUAUGAAGAGUGUGUGCUGUGUGUGUGAUUGAUUGUGCGAUUACGGGAAUCUCAAAUUUUAUUUAUUAUUUAUUUAAGUUACUAAUUACUUCCCUUUGCCCCUCCAAAACUGUUAUUCCGUAUUUAAAACGUUGAAUGAGUAAAGGUUUUGUACAAUCAUUUUCCAUAUGGUGGCUUGUAAAAUAAUGCUAAAAAAUACUCAAUUUAUUUAUGUCGUAUUUUUCUAUUGUGAAAGAAUUAAAAUUGCUUAAUUUAAUCAAUUAAGCUAUACACUAUUUUAUUAUUCUAAUUAAUAAGCUGGAAAUUUUACCUCUACUGUAAAAAGCUGUAAUAUAUUGUGUAAGGUUUUAUGGCGUUAGGAGGAAAUGAUUACUUUGUAAUGAAUAUUUUGAUACUGAAAAUAAAUAAUGUACAAUGUUGCAGAAAA
Molecule: messenger RNA, 5339 nt
Organism: Diachasmimorpha longicaudata
Lineage: Eukaryota; Metazoa; Arthropoda; Insecta; Hymenoptera; Braconidae
Gene: ptc
Product: protein patched
Exons: 10
Coding region: 18-4004 (1328 amino acids)
Biological process (GO): negative regulation of smoothened signaling pathway
Cellular component (GO): plasma membrane
Molecular function (GO): hedgehog receptor activity; smoothened binding; hedgehog family protein binding
Source: RefSeq, a predicted model, not a curated record